AUGAGUAAUUCACACAAUGCAGGCUCUGGCUCUAGGUCGUCUGGGUGUUUUUCGGGCAUAGUACGGCUGAUUCUAUGCAAGGGCAGUCACCAAACACACCCAUCAGAUCAGAUCCCGGAGCCCAUUACAACAGAGCUUUUCAAUCAUGUAAAGAAAGAUUCAAGGAUGGGUGGUGCCAAUGUUGAAGCUCCAGUCUGUACUGCUCCGGGUGUGGUGGCAAGGCUAAUGGGGUUAGAGUCAUUGCCGGAUACCAACUGGGUUCCAAAAGGAAGAGGCACCCCAGAUUCAGUCACAAGAAGUAGGUCGGUGAAUUUUAUGGAUUACUUGCUUCAGUUGGAUUUAGCCCAAGCUCAACAUCGCCGAGUGAGAACAUCGGUAUCAUUUCGUGAAGUGCCAGCGUUAAUAAAUCAAGAAAAUCAUGAUGUCUACGUUCUUUACCUGGAUGAUCAUGCGGAGAAAUGUAAGAAACUGGGAUCCAAACAGAGGAAAUCUGAAGGGAUCAAUCUUGGAGAUCAGAUGAAGCAGAAGAAUGACGACCAAAGCAAGAACAAGGAAAGUAUAAUUACUAGGGAAGGAGCAGUUACAAAGACGGAUAAGAAUCGACAAAACAACAGCAUGAAGGUUUCUACGUCAAAGAAUGAGCUGAAGAGGGAGCCUCAUAAUAGACAAUCUUCGAGGUUUGGUAGUUGCAAAGGUGCUCAAGUUUCUUCAGGCUUUGUUAUGCCUCAUAAAAAAGAUGUUCACAGAAAAUCUCGAGAGAAUUCAAAGGCCAGAAGUUCAGCGAAGAAGUCCAUAAAUCAGAAGGAAGUAUUGGUAGAAUCAAAGUUCAUGAAAAGGAUGAAAAACAGGCAAGUAAACAAAGAAUCACAGUCUGAUUGUAGCUCAGACGAUUCGAGCACAAUUUCUCUUCUUGGCCUCAAUGAAUUUCUGGCUCAUGAUGCAAUACCUCUUCCUGCAGGCGACACUUGGGCUGUGGACUUUAAGUGCUCAAAAAAGACAUCUUCACCAAAUCCUCCUAAUUUAACCAAUAACAUGCUGAUCAACAAUGGUGAAGUUGAGCCAAGGGGAAUCAAGAAACAUGAGUAUGAAUCAUGUAAUAAUCAUGAUAAGGAACACUACACUGAAAUAGCAAGAAAGCUAUGCAGGUUGACAGAAGAAGAUAUUAAAGAUUCAAGAUGGGCAAGGAAGAACAUGAAAUCUAAUGUGAAAGGAAUUCGCCGACUUCAGGAUACUGAAGUUUGUGUAUGCAAUACGCACAUGGCAUGCGAUAUAUGCAGAACAGAAGGGUCUUGGAAUCAUGUGGUGUACAGUGGUGCUUGCUGGAUUAAAAUGCAUAUUUUGGGGAAAGGUAAACAUGUCGAAUGUGGAAAAUUUGACAUCGGCAAUUGA
Dovyalis caffra is the source of this 1389-nucleotide messenger RNA. The record is from the annotation of a GenBank genome assembly. NCBI's taxonomy places the organism in Eukaryota, Viridiplantae, Streptophyta, Magnoliopsida, Malpighiales, Salicaceae.